This is a messenger RNA of Fusarium redolens, 4058 nucleotides long. RefSeq lists its product as uncharacterized. Gene Ontology annotation, molecular function: RNA polymerase II general transcription initiation factor binding; TBP-class protein binding; RNA polymerase II general transcription initiation factor activity. The record is from RefSeq and is a predicted model, not a curated record. The transcript has 3 exons. The coding region runs from base 196 to 3615 and encodes 1139 amino acids. NCBI's taxonomy places the organism in Eukaryota, Fungi, Ascomycota, Sordariomycetes, Hypocreales, Nectriaceae. Gene Ontology annotation, biological process: RNA polymerase II preinitiation complex assembly; transcription by RNA polymerase II. Gene Ontology annotation, cellular component: transcription factor TFIID complex.
UCUUUCCUGGAGAACGCAACCGUGAACAACUCAGCUCAACGCAAACACGAAUUACUCACCAUCAAUCUUCACACGACAGUCACGACUCUCCGAGCGGCGGGCUGUCAUUAGCGACGCGAUAAAAUUAUGAUAUAAGAAUAACGACAUUUCCGCGGCCUCUUAGCGAUCCGAUUUUACGAUUGCGACACCGCGAUCAUGGCUGAAGAGAACGAUUUCUCGUCCUUUGACGAGAACGCCUGGAAGGCCCAGGACGCCGCCGACGACCGAGAAAUUGCGAAGCUGCUAGGAGACUCGCAAAACAACGGAGGCGGCAUCAUUCUCGAUAAUGUCGCGUUCGAUCAGUCUGGCAAGGCGGAUGAUGCAGAGGAUUACGAAGAUAUUAGUGACGAUGAUUUACCAGAUGAGGAGGAGCCCAGCGCUGGUGUCUCUAUGGAGAUGCCUGGCCUCACUGACGAUGGCGGUACCAGUCACGAUCCAGAUGAUCUCUUCGGAGAGGGACCUUCUUCACCAGACCCAAUUCUAGGUCCCUCUUCCCCAGCGCCUCACAUUCGCGAUGCCGAUACUACCGACGACACCCAACCCCUCGAUACGAGUCUGAGCUUUCCUGGCAUCAACUUCGACCCAGAGCCUCAUCUCGAUAAUCAAGAUCCCGACAUCCCCGCACCCGCCGAAACCGUCGAGGACCUUCUGAAAGCUACAUGGCCUGCUUUCAAGAAGGGGCAUGUCUUGACAUGGAGCGAACUCCUACCAGCCAAGAAAGCAACAUGGAAGGAGAAGAAACCCGUCAAAAAGCCUAAGCAGCUCGUCACCAGCAAACUCACACUUGAACUCGCUCCCGAUCAAGAGAAGCUGUUCCGCAUCCCGGGCACUGCAACCAUCACCCGCAAACCUAGGCAGGGCGAGGAGAGAGGUUUGGUUUACUGUGGUAUCGACCAAGAGGAUCAAGCCGAAGAUAAUGUCCAGUUCGAUCUCGAUCAAGACUCCGAUUCCGAAACGGUUGCUGGCUUCACCCUCCGUGAUAUUGAGCUUGCCUGCGAAGAUUGGGGCGCCAGCAUUGAGGCUAUCGAAGCUGAUUUCAAGGCUCGACAAACCGCCGAGCAGCAGGAACAGCAAGCACGGAAGCGAGUGUUUGAGGAGCAGGAUGACGAAUGGGAUGCCGAGUUUCUCAUGGACCUUGGCGACGACGGACCACCACGACCGAAGAAACGAAAGACAGUCAAGCUUGGUCUACCAGAGAUUCCCCGCUAUGCUGCCCCCUCGUUCGACAAUUUCGAAGACGCUACCCGCAGAGGCGCCAAGAGGGUGCAACUGGAUAUGAGCGAUCCUUACCUCCUUAUCGAAACACAAGAAACCCAACGAAAUGCAAAGCGACCCCGCACAGACAACAAGCUGAAGCGCAUGGCAAACGGCAACCUCGGCCGCGAUGUCUCCAACCGCUUCAACAUCUCGAACGACGAGGCAUACGAGGCUUUGAAGGAAAAUCACCAAAGCAAAGUCCGCGCUACGCUCGGCAACAUUUCUGUCGAACACAGCAUGCCUGCUAUCAAGCUCUCAUGGCCGUACUACAAAGUUAAGCUCGGUGGUACGACAGAUGAGUAUCAUCGUCCUCGCUUCAGGUACAAGAAAUUUGCUGGCCAUAUCAUCAAGUUUGACAAGCCUGCACACCAGAAGCGAAAGCAGAUGAAGGGCAAAGCGCACGAAGUCUUCCUCAAGUCCAAGGAUUUGAGUAUCAACGACAACUCUACCGCUGUUCUUUACGAGUACUGUGAGCAACGUCCACGAGUACUCAGCAGCUUUGGUAUGGGUAACCGCUUGAUCAACUACUACCGCCGAAAAGACACAAACGAGGAUGAGCAACUACCCAAACAAGAACUUGGAGAGUAUCGUAUGCUUCUGCCUGAAGAUCGAUCUCCCUUCUCCCUUUUUGGUACCGUUGACCCCGGUGAGACUGUACCAACAUUACACAACGAGAUGUACCGAGCUCCUGUCUUCAAGCACAACCCAAGAGGGAGUGACUUCUUGGUUGUACGCAGCACUACCGGAGAACAAGGUUCAAGAUGGUUUCUCCACAAGAUCGACCAUCUUUAUGUCGUUGGUCAGCAAUUCCCUUCAGUCGAGGUUCCAGGACCACACAGUCGCAAGGUUACGAAUGCCUCGAAGAACAGGAUGAAGAUGCUCGCGUUUCGCAUGAUAAGACAUAGCGAUACCGACAACUGUCAACUGUCCGACAUAACCAAGCAUAUUGCCGACUCAACCGAUACCCAAAAUCGCCAGAAGCUCAAAGAAUUCCUGCAGUACGACAGAGAGAGCGGUGAGAAGGGUAUGUGGCGACUGAAACCUGGCGAAAUACUACCUGAUGAGAGUACGAUUCGUUCCAUGAUUAAGCCAGAGGAGGUCUGUCUACUUGAUGCUAUGCAACUUGGUAUCAAGGAGCUUGAGGACGCCGGAUACGACCCUCGAAAUGCUUCCCUUGAUGAAGAUGUUCAGAACAACGAUGCGGAUGGGGACGACGAUGAUGUCGAGGAUGAAGGCAGCAAGAUUGCCAAGGGCGCCAAAAAGCAGCAAGAGAAGCAAGAAGAAACUCUUGCGGACAAGAUGGCCCCAUGGAAGACAACCAAGGCUUUCAUCGAUGCAUGCGCUCAAAAAGCCAUGCUUCAACUUCAUGGUGAGGGAGACCCGACAGGCCACGGUCUUGGUUUCUCCUUCAUUCGAACCUCCAUGAAGGGCGGAUAUAUCGAGGCAGUUCAGGGACCGCUUGCUACAUCUGCAGAUGCUAUGGAGCGUGAAAAGCGAGCUAAUGGUGGCCACGCCUAUAAUGUCAAAAAGCAGCAAGCAAUGUACGAGGAAGGUAUUCGAGAAAUCUGGGAGAAGCAAAAGACUACACUCUCAGAUGGUCAAGAGCAUGACGACAAAGAUGUUGCAGUAACAGAAGACGAAGAUGACAGAUUCAACGUUCAGUCAGCCAUGACUCCAGCCCAGUUCGACGACGGUACUAGCCAAAUUAGUGGUUUGACUUCGGCAAGUCGACAGCAACGACGCGCUAUUCGCAUAACCCGAGAGAUCCGAAUGCCCGAUGGCAGUACGCAAGACCGAGUCGAAGUCGUUCACGAUCCGGUUGUGAUUUCGCAGUAUAUGAAGCGGCGAACAGAGGCGGAUCUUGAGAUGAGAGAGUACGUGCACCCACCCAACUCGCGCCAGACAGUCCAGCAACCACAGAGCAGGGGAGCCGUGGCAAGAAAACGCCGACGAACUUACGGAGUCGGCACCCCUGGCUCAAGAAAUGAUAUUGUUGGAUUGGAGUUUAGAGCACCGGCUUACGUGUAUCUUUCAACAGCAUCUACAGCUCCCGUCCUACAGGCAAUGCCGACCAUGACCGUCUUGCAGGCAUUAGAAUCAAGAAGGAGCUCGAACGACUCGAGAAGAACAAAGCUCGAAGACAGGCUCGAGAACAGCAAAAAGAGCUCCACCAAAAAGCCAGCACAGGAGAUGCCGGGUCACCCAGUGUCAAUGGUGAUAAAGUCCCAACUGGAACAACCCGCAAGUGUGCUAAUUGUGGCCAAGUCGGCCAUAUCAAGACCAACAAGAAGUUAUGUCCACUGCUUAACGGCACGAUGAAAGCGGACAAUGGCGCUGCUGAGCACGGAGGCUUUGGUAACUACAAUGCUCCAGGAGGCGCUGCUGGAUCGCCCAGUUAGAAAUCGAAUACUGCUUUUAAUACGCGAGCUUGAUCACGAUCAGCCGAAACCACGACGUCGACUUUUCAAGAAUGGUUAGCUGAGAUAGUUUUAUUGUUAGCACGAAGGGGAAAAGCAAUGGCUCUACUAUUCUUGGUUUUAUGUUACUUCAACAAGGCUUCGGGGAGGGAAUGGGCUGUACAUUAAGGAAGCUCUGGUACAUACUACCGAAACCAGAGGCUGAUGGCAUUGAAAUGGAGUUUGGGAUCCUUGUUGCUUCACGGAAAAGGCUGGCAUGGCAACAGCAAAGACAUUGCAUUGACCUAGACUGCGUUGAUAGUUCUUCUGGCAAUAUGCUAUUAAUAACAUCAUUUGAAACAUUAA